Messenger RNA from Nematolebias whitei (Rio pearlfish), 673 nucleotides. Its product is annotated as claudin-19-like. Bases 92 to 673 code for a protein of 193 amino acids. The transcript is spliced from 5 exons. Gene Ontology annotation, cellular component: plasma membrane; bicellular tight junction. NCBI's taxonomy places the organism in Eukaryota, Metazoa, Chordata, Actinopteri, Cyprinodontiformes, Rivulidae. Gene Ontology annotation, biological process: cell adhesion; bicellular tight junction assembly. The record is from RefSeq and is a predicted model, not a curated record. Gene Ontology annotation, molecular function: structural molecule activity.
AGAUCUGGUUCAAACAGAAACCCUUCACUUCUGACACACCGAUCCACCAGAAACCUGUGAAUCUCAGCAGAAGGUGUGAACCUCUGGCAGAAUGGUUAUGGGCCUGCAGGUUGUGGGUCUGGUUCUGGGCAUAGUGUCCUGGUGUCUGCAGUCCAGCUGUACCUCCUCUCAAACCUGGAAGGUGAAGAGUCAGGCCGAGUCGGUCACCACCAGUUCCUGGCAGUUUGAGGGUCUGUGGAUGAGCUGUGCUGCCACCUCCAUGGGGUCGGUUCAGUGCAGCAAGUUCAAGACGGUGCUGGGACUUCCAGCUCACCUGCAGUUCUGCAGAGCUCUCAUGAUCCUGUCUUUGCUGCUCGGUCUCGCCUCCAUCGUGGUCUCGGUGCUCGGACUCAAGUGCACAAAGCUCGGCAAGACGUCGGAGCAGGUCAAGGGUCAGAUGGCUCUGAGCGGAGGAGUCAUGUUCAUCCUGUCCGGUGUCUUCACUCUGACUGCUGUCUCGUGGUAUGCCGCCAGGGUCAUCCAGGACUUCUAUGACCCGCUCUACGUUGGAGUCCGGUUUGAGCUGGGUUCUGGUCUGUACCUGGGCUGGGCAGCCUCCGGUCUGGCUGUAUUGGGUGGAUCUCUGCUGUGCUGCUCCUGCAGGAGAAGCCCCUCUGCGCCCCCUGCUCGGUAA